Molecule: messenger RNA, 7073 nt
Organism: Acinonyx jubatus (cheetah)
Lineage: Eukaryota; Metazoa; Chordata; Mammalia; Carnivora; Felidae
Gene: SEC31B
Product: SEC31 homolog B, COPII coat complex component
Exons: 26
Coding region: 2568-6098 (1176 amino acids)
Biological process (GO): endoplasmic reticulum organization; COPII-coated vesicle cargo loading; intracellular protein transport
Cellular component (GO): endoplasmic reticulum exit site; COPII vesicle coat
Molecular function (GO): protein binding; structural molecule activity
Source: RefSeq, a predicted model, not a curated record
UAGGAUAAAUAGGUGUUUUUGAACUCACCUGAGGCUGUGACUGUCUCUAAUGUCAUUUCUGUUGUAAGAGUACACACAACUAUUCCUUGUUCCAAAGCAACUUGUGAAUCCUACAUUUAUGAAUUAGAGGGUAGUUCAGUGAGUUAUUCUGAACCUAUGCAUGGCUUUUGCUAUGGUUUUUGAGGGUCUAUCUCGAUGCAUCUGUUAAGUGAAACAACUCAUUUUCUUUUUGUCCCUUUGGAGACGUUUUCUUAAAAUUACACUGCCUGAAAACCUGUCCCAUAGGAAAAAAAAAAAGCACACUUUCAAUAUGACCUAUGAAAGCAAGUCCAUCCAAGUUACCAGACCUUUAGUGGUUGUCCAGGAAGUGAAAGAGGGAUUUGUUUUUAAUAAUUUUUUUUAAAUGUUUAUUUUUGAGAGAGAGCAGAAGCAGGGGAGGAGCAGAGAGAGGGAGCCUAUAUUCAAAGCAGGUGCCAGGCUCUGAGCUGUCCGUGCAGAGCCCAACACGGGGUUUGAACUCCCGAACUUCAAGAUCAUGACCUGAGCCAAAGUUGGAUGCUUAACUGACAGAGCCACCUAGGCACCCCUAAAGAGACUUUUAUGAGACCAGAGGAUGGGUACUUAUAAUAAAAUGCCACUACUUGAGGGUUUCCACUGGCUUUUUAUCUGUCUUUAUUCUCUGUCCUCUGUUGCCUUUGGUAAUGUAUGUAACAAAUGUCUGUGUGUCUAAUAUAUAUAUCAGACAUUGAUAGGCCCUGGGGCUAUAAAAUUGAACAGGACAAAAAUAGUUGCCUUCAAGUAUAGAAGCUAAGACUGGGAGUUACAAAACAAAGUGAAAAGAACAGCUAAGUUGAGAGAAAAGAGUGCACCUUUUUUUUUUCUUUUUUUAAAUUCUGACCUGCUUGCAGCUGUGACCCGCUUUUGGUUAAAAUUUUUCGGAGUGUCCCCAUCAGUGACGCUUUUGCCUCAUUCCCUAGUUUGAGGUGUUGUCUAAGGUUCAGUUUUCCACCCUAUUUACUUGCCCUCGGGCUUCAUCCACUGUUGAGGUGCCUAACAUGUUCAAGAAAUACUUAGUACGCACAAAGAGUGGGCAGGCACAGACAAUACCCUAAAUUGUCUAACAUCUGGACUUCAAAACCCUCUAAUCCCCACAAAAAGGAAAUCUAGACUUGUAUCACAGUGACUUGAGGCUCCAUUGUAAAAUAAUGGAACUGACUCACCAUCUUUGGAGGCAAAAAUACAGUGGAGUUUCUGCAUUAAGCCAAAGUUUUGAAUCAAAUAACUUAGGUCUAAGAUCUUCAACUGCUGGUAGAAUAUUUUUAUUUGGAAAUGCCAUAAUUCCCUCAGUCAACAUAAAAAAUCCAUCUGAUUUUUUCACCUCCCUCUUCAGCUCUUUAACUUCAUCACUCACAAGAGACUGUCCAGUUUUCCUUUACAAUCAUUGCUACUAUAUAAAUCCAGGCUUUCAUCACCUGGUACCUGGACUGUUCUAUUAGUCUUCUAAUUUGAGUCCCUGCCUUCAGCUCUGGUCUCUCUCUAAAGGGAUCCAUAUUGCUUGCCUUAAAAUACAAUUUUCAGGGGCACCUGGGUGGCUCAGUCCGUUAGGCGGGGACUUCAGCUCAGGUCAUGAUCUCGCGGUCUGUGGAUUUGAGCCCCGCCUCGGCUCUGGGCUGGCAGCUCAGAGCCUGGAGCCUGCUUCGGAUUCUGUGUCUCCCUCUGUCUCUGCCCCUCCCCUGCUUGCUGUCUCUUUCUCACAUAAUAAACAUUAAACACACACACACACACACACACACACACACACACACACACUAUAUUCAUCUUAUUGCAUCCCUACCCAUAAUUUUAACUAACCCCCAAUUACCUGCAGAGUUGAAUUGGUAUUCCCAAUCUGUUUCCCGCCUCUUUCAUUCAUGGUGUGGGAAAUGCCAGGGUGCCUACUAGCCAGUUGGGCCCUUCCUCCUUUCUGAGACACCACCUAUCUUGCCGCUGCAAGGUAUGACACCCGUUUUGCGUCCCUGAAAUACUCCAGGAAGCCCCGGUCUACAGUACCUAGGCCUCUGCAUGCCUAUAGCCCUUAAUUCGUUCAGUCAACAGCUUUUCGGCGUCAGUUGUUGGUGGGCUGUAGUGCGUCACCGCUGUUUAUGGCCUCGAUUGCUAUUUACCUUUGCAAUUAGGAUUCCACUGAGAGCUUCUGGAACUAGUUAGUACCAGGUCCUCACCAUCAUAACAAAUAAUGAAUUAGUAUUUUCCCUUUUCAGGGGCUGUUCCCCGAGCCUGGCUCUAACUGAAUAGUCCAGAACUUAGCGGUCGCAGGAUCUGACCCUCUGCGGCAGAACCGCGCAAUCGGCGCAGGUGAGGGAGCCGGCAGAGCCAGAAUCCUAUUCCAUCCUCUCCGCUGCUCCGCCCGCGCUUCGCGGCGCGUGCGGGCGGCAGGCCUCCAGGACUACUUUUGGCCCUCGGCAGCCGCCGUCCGCAGCGCCCAGCUAGCCCACAGGCCCUCGGAGGCUGCGCCGCGCUGCCGUGACCCGGGCUCUCCGCGCAGUUUUCUGCCACCUACAGGACGGACCAUGAAGCUAAAGGAGCUUGAACGGCCUGCUGUCCAAGUGUGGAGCCCAGCCAGCCAGUGCCCUGUGUAUCUCGCCACAGGAACAUCUGCCCAGCAGUUAGAUGCCUCCUUUAGCACAAAUGGCACCUUGGAAAUCUUUGAGGUUGAUUUCAGGGACCCCUCCUUGGACUUGAAACGCAAGGGAGUCCUUUCUGCCUCAAGCAGGUUUUACAAGCUGAUCUGGGGGAGCUUUGGCAAUGGGCUUCCAGAAGCCUCCGGGGUUAUUGCAGGCGGAGGGAACAAUGGCAUGCUUACUCUAUACAAUGUGACCCACAUCCUGUCUUCGGGGAAGGAGCCUGUGAUUGCCCAGAGGCAGAAGCACACGGGGGCUGUCAGAGCCCUUGACUUUAAUCCUUUCCAGGGCCACCUCCUGGCCACAGGGGCCAGUGAUUCUGAAAUCUUCAUUUGGGAUUUGAAUAACCUAAAUGUGCCAAUGACCCCAGGAUCCAAGUCACAGCAGCCUCCAGAAGACAUCAAAGCACUCGCUUGGAACCGGCAGGUUCAACACAUUCUGGCUUCUGCUCACCCCAGCGGCAAGGCAGUUGUGUGGGAUCUCAGAAAGAAUGAACCUAUCAUCAAAGUCAGCGAUCAUAGCAACAGGAUGCACAGCUCAGGCUUGGCCUGGCACCCAGAGAUAGCCACCCAAUUGGUGCUCUGCUCAGAAGAUGAUCGUCUUCCAGUGAUUCAGCUGUGGGAUUUGCGCUUUGCCUCCUCUCCCCUGAAGGUGCUGGAGAGCCACAGCAGGGGGAUCUUGUCAGUGUCGUGGAGCCAGGCUGACCCUGAGCUACUGCUCAGUAGUGCCAAGGACAACCAGAUCUUGUGCUGGAACCUGGGGAGUGGUGAGGUAGUAUAUAAGCUACCCACACAGAGUAGCUGGUGCUUUGAUGUGCAGUGGUGCCCUCGGGACCCUCCAGUGUUCUCUGCUGCCUCCUUUGACGGCUGGAUCAGUUUGUACUCCGUGAUGGGUAGGAGCUGGGAAGUCCAGCAGAUCAGACAGGCUGACAAGAUCUCUUCUUCCUUCAGCAAAGGCCAGCCUCUCCCACCAUUGCAGGUGCCAGAGCAAGUGGCCCAAGCAUCAUUGAUACCUCCUCUAAAAAAACCCCCCAAAUGGAUGAGAAGGCCAGCAGGUGUUUCAUUUGCUUUUGGGGGAAAGCUGGUUACCUUUGGCCUCCCCAGCACCCCUGCCCAUCAGGUGCCACAGCUUUGCCUCCGCCUAGUCUUCGUCAGUCAAGUCACCACAGAAUCUGAAUUUCUGAGGCGGUCAGCUGAGCUGCAGGAGUCCCUGGGGUCAGGAAAUCUCCUGAAUUAUUGUCAGAACAAGAUCGAACUAACGUCACUACAAAGUGAAAAGAUGCUCUGGCAGUUCCUGAAGGUGACCUUAGAACAAGACUCCAGAGUGAAAUUUCUAAAACUAUUAGGAUACAGUAAAGAUGAACUUCAGAAGAAGGUGGCCACGUGGCUGAAGAGUGACUUGGGGCUGGGUGAGAGCCCUCAGUCCGAGGGAGAUGAUCACAGUAACAGACAGCAGGUCUUCUGCAGCCAGGCCUCAAAACACAUCACAGAGGAAGCUUCUGCCUCCUCAACCUUCUUUGAUGAGCUGGUCCCUCAGAGUAUGACUCCAUGGGAGAUCCCCAUCACAGAAGACACUGAUGGACUCCUGAGCCAGGCUCUCCUGCUUGGAGAACUGGGCCCUGCUGUGGAGCUGUGUCUAAAGGAAGAGCGCUUUGCUGAUGCCAUCAUCCUGGCCCAGGCUGGGGGUGCAGAUCUGCUAAAGCAAACACAGGAGUGCUACUGGGCCAAGAAGAAAAGCAGAAUCUCCUCGCUUCUAGCCUGUGUUGUACGGAAGAAUUGGAAGGAUAUGGUGUGUACCUGUAGCCUGCAGAACUGGAGAGAGGCACUGGCCUUGCUACUGACAUACUCAGGGCCAGAGAAAUUCCCUGAGCUCUGUGACAUGCUGGGUAUGCGCAUGGAACAGGAGGGUGGCAGAGCACUGACCUCUGAAGCCAGACUCUGUUAUGUGUGCUCAGGGAAUGUGGAGCAGCUGGUGGAGUGUUGGGCAAAAUGCCACCAGGCUUCAUCCCCCCUGGCUCUACAGGACCUGAUGGAGAAGGUGAUGGUCCUGAAUAGGAGCUUGGAGCUAUUGCGGGGUCCUGAUGGGGUGAGCUCAGGCCCUGCCACAACCUACAGGGUCACUCAGUAUGCCAACCUCCUGGCAGCCCAGGGCAGCCUGGCCACUGCCAUGAGCUACCUACCCAGGGACUGUACUCAGCCACCAAUUCAGCAGCUGAGAGAUCGGCUUUUUCAUGCCCAGGGGUCUGGUGUCAUGGGCCAACAGUGUCCUCCUUUUCCCUUCCCCCGGGUUGUUGUGGGGGCUACCCCCCACUCUAAAGAAGCAUCAUCUUACAGAUUGGGAUUCCAGUUUUCUCACCAGGUUCCAACUCCAUCUCUAAGGCCAAGGAUUUUCACACCUCUAGUGACACCCUUGACACCUUCCCAUUCUAGCCCUUAUCAAAGCUCCAGAAUGCAUAAUAUAAGUGACUACGGGUCACCUGGGCCCCAGGCAGCCCAGCCUUUGCCCUUGGGCCCUGGGGUAAGGCCUGCUUUAUUUGAGCCACCACUGUUAAGAGAGCAAAAGGCACAAGUUCCUAACCCCACGGGGUUCCCUGGAACAUGGCCUCCUCCUGGUCCACCUCCACCCAUGGCACCCCCAGACACCAUACAGCCUGUCUCUGCCUCCCUGGCUGAGACUGCUCAACAGCUCCCUCUGCUUCCUGUGAGACUCCCAGGUCUCAGCCCUAUGAGCUUCCAGUCCCCAGCCCCUCCUGUCAGCUUCCCUGUGACACACCCUCCAGGAGGGCCUGGUGCUCCAUGCUCUAAUGCCCUCCCAACCACUGGCCUCUCGACUGUUCCCCCAGGACCUCAAGAUUCCUUGAAAAAUGCCCCAGUGCCCAGGACAAACCUUCAGAGGAAAAAGUUGCCAGAGACAUUUAUGCCCCCAGCACCGAUUACCACUCCAGUUAUGAGCCUCACCUCUGAGCCACGAGGGGUCCUUUACUCCCAGCCUUCUGUCCCUGGUGUGGGCCAUGCUCCCCCAGGAGCACCAGGAGAACUCAGCCUGCAGCAGCUUCAGCAGCGGCCACCUGAGAAGGUGGAAAGGAAGGAGCUGCCCCCAGAGCAUCGGUCCUUGAAGAUUAGCUUUGACAAGCUUCUACGACGCUGCUCCCUGUCUGCCGCUGAUUUAAAGACAAAACGGAAGCUGGAUGAGGCAGCCCAACGUCUAGAAUGUCUAUAUGAGAAGCUCUGCCACGGGACACUCUCGCCUCAUGUCCUGGCUGGGCUCCAUGAGGUUGCCCGAUGUGUGGACGCAGGAAGCUUUGAGCAGGGCCUUGCGGUGCAUGCCCAGGUGGUGGGCUGCAGCAGCUUCAGCGAGGUCUCCAGCUUCAUGCCUGUCCUGAAGGCCAUCCUCACCAUUGCUCAUAAGCUGCACACGUAAACCAGGCAGCCUCUCUUGCCAGGAGGCUACUUCUGCUGUUACUUACCUCCUCCCUGUGGAAAAGGGGGAAUUUCGGAAGAGAUUCUGUUUGUUUUUCCCUACCCUCUUCCCUUGCUGCCAGGUAUAUGAUGCUGUGGGCUUGCCUCUAAAGUUAGCAGGGUGCUUUUCACCCUUUUAUGCCUGGCCUUGUAGAAUCCACCCAAGGCUCUCGCAGCGUCAGAGGCAGAGCAUAUAGCUGGUUCUUCACCUUCCCUGACUCUGUACUCUGACAGGACCUGGGGCAGGGCCUCUUUAAGAACCCCAGAGAUAUUCUGUUUAAGUGGCUUCUGAGGUGGUGAACAGGAUUAUUACCUCCAAGUCUAUCUCUGCUGUACCCAUCUUGUGGGGCUUUUCUUUCUCCCCUUCUGUGAGUUAAGAGCCUGGCCUUACCUUCUCCUUGCCUCUGAGUUCCUAUUUCCGGGUCCAUUUUCCUCUGAGCCCCAGAGGCUGGGGUAGAGUUGACUAUUGUUCAUCUUCUGAACAAAUCAUGAAUGUGAGGCAUGGGUGCUGAGCAGAACCCAGAGAAGGAACUUAUUAGAUGCUUUUUACAAGGACCUUCUCUUCUGCCAGCAUCAUAAGGGUGGGCUAGGUCAGGUGGAAAGGAGAAGGGGUGCACUGUCUUUUGCUGGGAGCUGUCUUAGGCUAUGAAAUAGGAGCAGAGAGACCUCUGCCUGCAGGGAAUGGUCCUGACUUGACCUGUCUGAGCCCUGGCCCAAGGUCCUUCCAUUGUGUGAUUAUGAGCCCACUUCUUGAAUAGGAGCCACAUUAACAAGACUUUUCUGGCACUGUUCCUCAAGGGCUGGAGGCCCUUCUCCUCCUCAGCCCCCACACGUCUCAGGGCUGCCUCCUCUGGCUGCACUCUUCAUGGUUGGACUUUGCAUUUGAAGCACUGUUGUACUCAAUGGGCAAUAAAGCCGCUUGGAUUUGGUUUCCUCA